UCCUCUUUGCAAGUUUAUAAAUGCCGUCUCCGAGAAUUAACCGGAGAGGUAAUGAAGAGAAGAAUCGAAAAGGAAAGUUAUCGGAAAAAUCCAUGUCGUUUCACGGACAAAGCUCAGGGAGCAGCAGCUCAUCCUCGGAGCUAUUGCGAAGGCCGAGAACGGUGCCGAACUUGCUCGCCGGUGUUAGAACUUCCGCCGGUGACUCGACGGCGAUGAAUUUCCGGCCGAGGAAGUUGACGAAGAUGCUGGUGAACGUGACGAUUCAAAGGAGUGUUGGACCUGUACAGGUACUGAUAUCGUUGGAAUCGACUGUAGACGAUCUCAUCGCCGCCGCACUACGGCAGUACUCGAAGGAAGGAAGACGACCGGUGAUUUCCUCCGGUGACGCCGCUGAUUACGAUCUUCAUUACUCGCAGUUCAGUUUAGAAAGUUUGGACAGGAAGGAGAAGCUCACCGCUUUGGGGUCAAGAAACUUUUUUAUGUGUCCGAAAAACGUUGGCGCAACGACGUCGUCUUUAAGCUGUGGAAUACAAGCAGAUACAUCUAACAAGAUACCUCUGCCAUGGCUCAAAUUCAUGGAUUUCUUGCUAUAAGGGUAGUUGGUGCACAAAGCAUCACGCGUUUAUGCAAGGUUCGAGGCAGGGCCGAAUUUUGAGGUGUGAUGUUGGCAACCUACCCUGAUACAAGCAUUAGCGGUCGAACCGACGACUUAUAGGUCACACGUAAACAACUUAACUGUUGCUCCAAAGUUUCUCUUCGGUAUCAUGGAUUUCUUGCUAUGGAAAAUUAAAUUUAGAGCCUUGAAAUUUAGUUAUACUCCAUAUUUUUUGUGAGAUGCUAAGUUCUAAUAGAUCUCUUCUCGGGUUAAUUCAAUCAAUAUUCGAAAGAGGGCUGGCUUUUAACGACUACAAAAGUGUUAUUUAUAUUUUAUUCCUAUGCUCGUUUUUUGUAGUUUGUCAUAGUUUGAGAUUGAUAUAUUGUAUAUAUUAUAGUUAGUCAGAAGUUGAGAAAGAUGUAUUUAAAUGAUCUCAACAUGGUGUAGCAUUGUUUUUAAAUGCUAAAUUUGAAAUGUAAUAUACUAAUGCUAAAUUUGAAAUGUUUUCCUUCAUACCAAA
Nicotiana attenuata is the source of this 1115-nucleotide messenger RNA. RefSeq lists its product as uncharacterized. Bases 21 to 593 code for a protein of 190 amino acids. Lineage: Eukaryota; Viridiplantae; Streptophyta; Magnoliopsida; Solanales; Solanaceae. The record is from RefSeq and is a predicted model, not a curated record. The transcript has 2 exons.